This is a messenger RNA of Neltuma alba, 1476 nucleotides long. RefSeq names its product 1-aminocyclopropane-1-carboxylate synthase-like. The transcript has 4 exons. Gene Ontology annotation, molecular function: transaminase activity; pyridoxal phosphate binding. The coding region runs from base 1 to 1476 and encodes 491 amino acids. Lineage: Eukaryota; Viridiplantae; Streptophyta; Magnoliopsida; Fabales; Fabaceae. Gene Ontology annotation, biological process: biosynthetic process; amino acid metabolic process. The record is from RefSeq and is a predicted model, not a curated record.
AUGGGUUUUGGAAAUGAGAGCCACGGGCUUCUUUCAAGGAUGGCAGUGAAUGACCAACACGGAGAGAACUCUGCUUAUUUUGAUGGAUGGAAGGCUUAUGACAGAGACCCAUUUCACCCCACACACAAUCCUCACGGGGUUCUCCAGAUGGGUCUCGCAGAAAAUCAGCUCUGUUUUGAUCUGAUACAAGAGUGGAUGAGAAAUCACCCGGAGGCUUCCAUUUGCACUCCCGAAGGGCUACACCACUUCAGCGAUGUUGCUAUCUUUCAGGACUAUCAUGGCCUCCCCAAGUUCACAAAGGGUGUGGCAAACUUUAUGUCAAAAGUGAGAGGAGGAAAGGUGAAGUUCGAUGAAAGUCGUGUAGUGAUGAGUGGGGGGGCCACGGGAGCAAACGAGGUCAUAAUGUUCUGUUUGGCUGAUCCUGGAGAUGCUUUUCUCAUUCCCACUCCUUAUUAUCCAGCAUAUGCUCGUGACUUGUGUUGGCGAACUGGUGUACAAAUAGUUCCUGUCCACUGUGAUAGCUCCAACAACUUCCAAAUAACUAGAGACGCUCUUGAAAGAGCCUACAAGAAAGCUGAAGAAGACAACAUCAAUGUGAAGGGUUUGCUCUUAACCAACCCAUCAAACCCUUUGGGCACCACCUUAGACAGAGAGACGAUGAAAAGCCUCGUAACCUUCAUCAACGAAAAGAACAUCCAUUUAGUAUGUGAUGAAAUCUAUGCAGCCACAGUGUUCAGCACACCAAGCUUUGUAAGUGUCUCUGAGAUCAUCCAAGACAUGGAGUUCUGCAACAAAGAUCUCAUUCACAUAGUCUAUAGUCUUUCAAAGGACAUGGGCUUUCCUGGCUUCAGAGUUGGCAUUAUUUAUUCAUACAACGACAUUGUCGUCAGCUGUGCUCGCAAAAUGUCAAGCUUUGGAUUAGUGUCUUCACAGACUCAACACAUGUUGGCUGAUAUGCUCUUAGAUGAUGAUUUUGUUGAUAAGUUUCUGGCAGAGAGCUCCCAAAGGUUGGCUAAGAGGCACAGUUUGUUCACAAUGGGACUUGAGAAGAUGGGGAUUACUUGCCUUCCAAGCAAUGCCGGCCUGUUCUGCUGGAUGAACCUGAGAAGUUUGUUAAAAGAACAAACAGUUGAAGGGGAAAUGAAGCUAUGGCGUGUGAUAGUAAAUGAAGUGAAGCUGAAUAUAUCCCCAGGAUCAUCUUUUAGCUGCAGUGAGUCAGGGUGGUUUAGGGUUUGCUUCGCUAACAUGGAUGAUGAAACAGUGAAAGUAGCACUGAGAAGAAUCGAGGUAUUUGUGGGAAAAGAAGGAGAGAAAGCAAAGAAUGUAAUUAAACGUAGGCAACGCACGACUGGUCUGAGGGUUAAUUCCUCGUCAUCGAAAAGAUUUGAUGAGAGUUGGCUUAUGUCACCUCACAGUACUCACAUUAUGUCUCCACAUUCACCAAUUCCUCACUCACCCCUUGUUAAAGUCACUUAA